Messenger RNA from Diabrotica balteata, 1605 nucleotides. The record is from the annotation of a GenBank genome assembly. Lineage: Eukaryota; Metazoa; Arthropoda; Insecta; Coleoptera; Chrysomelidae.
CUUGAUAGCUUAAUAUCACUUUAUUUUUAAAUGAAAAAAGUUAUACAGUCGAAACAUUUUACGAAGAAGUGUCCAGAGAUAAGAAGAGGUUCAGAUGGCCCCAAACAGCUGCUCUUUAACAACUGGGCUACAAGAAACGACUCCUCCAAAGUUGCUGCCCUCCUUCAUCCAGACGACUACCUUGAAAAACCUCGAAGAUAUCUUAAAGAUGUUCCCCAUAAGGCAGGUAGAAAAACAGAUAAAGAAACAGGUGUAUACAGAAAAUGCUGCAUGGGCGCAAACACGUGUUACUGUAGAGAAGAAUCGAUAAAACCCUCUCUGUUAAGAAGACCUAACAAAUGCUUGUCUUUGGAAGAAUUUGAAGACAGGUUCAAAGAAAAGUUGCCAAAAGGGAGACAUUCUUUACAUUGUUUUUGUAAAGCUGGUUCUGCAUCUGCUGAGAAUAUAAAUCUAUCUGACCAUGAAAUUCUACAAAAAUAUCAGGAAGAACUAGAAUGUCUAAAUAAAAAUCUUCAAAUUACGGAUCAAAGAAAAGACUACGAAGUAUUUCGAGAUAACGAACAUUUAGAGUACUUGAAGAACAUCGGCCAAUACAAAAAUUCAACAUUAAUGAGUAGACUACCACACAUACCGGCUUAUUACUUCAGUAACUCCCAUUCGAAGAAUUCGAACUUAUUCAGAAAGAACUCUCGAUCAGUUGAAGACAUUGAUAUUUACGAUGAAGAACACAGAUCAAACUACUUACCCAGUGAGAAAAGAGAAGUAUCUCCAAUACAGAGAUCGAAUUACAAACCACUAGGCAAUUACGAAGGAAAGCAUUUUAGGUAUUACCCCAAAGAUAACGAUGAAGGUAUCUCGUCAAAUGGAAGACAAAAAGAAGAUUACGUAGAAAAUUAUGGAAAUGGUUCAUCUUCUUCUGGAAGAUCAUGUGUUAGAUCUAAAUAUAAUAAGAAGUUGUCGGUAAAUCAAAGAAAUGGUGUUAAAGAGCAUGGGGAUCUUCAAAACAUAAAUUUUACAAACAACAGAUUUGAUCAUUCUGACGAAGAAGAGGCGGAUGAAGAAGAAGGGGAAUUCUAUGUUACAAGACCAAAAACCGUUAAUGCGGCUAUGAACACUGAUCAAUUUAAACGGUUCAGAAAUGAAAAUUAUUUUGAAACCCACGAUUUAGAAGAACAUUUAGCUGAAGAAAUUCCAGAUCAUACUUGCGUGCAUAGAUAUGACUUGAACGAAAGGAAUAUGCCAAUAGGUGUCAAUGUUGAUAUAUACGGACAAAGCAGGUGCUCAAUUUGCAACAAACCCAUGGAAGGACUUCAAGAUAAACCUUAUUUCAGCGAUAAAAUUUCUUCGACUAGACUAAAAAACUUAUCCAAAUGUUACCAAUUAGGUUUAGCACCGACGACAGUUAUCCGUUCAAGCUCUACAAUAGAAGUAAAAGUUGAUCGAGACGAUAUAUGCCCUAGAUUUAUAGGGAGAUGUCGAAGGCCUCAAUACAAAAAUACUUUUGCUCUUAGGCAACAAAAGAUGGUAACAUAUAGACAGGAAAAUGUAUAUUAAGUGUAGACUGGAAAUUAUUUGAAAAUAUCAAGAGAUUAAAAGUGAUUGUAC